Camellia sinensis is the source of this 1451-nucleotide messenger RNA. RefSeq names its product indole-3-acetate O-methyltransferase 1. The record is from RefSeq and is a predicted model, not a curated record. Gene Ontology annotation, molecular function: methyltransferase activity. Lineage: Eukaryota; Viridiplantae; Streptophyta; Magnoliopsida; Ericales; Theaceae.
AUAUAUACACCUCUUGAUAGCUCUCUCAAACACACACAAACCAAUAACCCAAUUUUCAUUUUAUAAUACAGAGCAAUAUCAAUAUAUGGCUCCCACAGCAGACAAUGUUGUUGUUUCCAGUAUGAAGCUUGAGAGGAUGCUCAGCAUGAAAGGUGGUAAAGGAGAGGCUAGCUAUGCCAAUAAUUCUCAAGCCCAGGCUCAACAUGCUCGAUCUAUGCUUCAUCUUCUUGAAGAAACCCUAGAUGGAGUGCAACUAGACUCGCCGGAAAUCCCCUUUGUGGUGGCAGACUUGGGUUGCUCCUGCGGUACAAACACUAUCUACAUUGUCGAUGUGAUCAUCAAACACAUGAUCAAGCGGUACGAGGCCUCCGGAUACGUUGAUCCGCCGGAGUUCUCGGCUUUCUUCUCCGACCUCCCAUCAAAUGACUUCAACACUCUCUUCCAGCUUCUGCCACCCUUGGCCAGUAAUGGUGGUGGCAGCAUGGAGGAGUGCCUAGCCGCCAACGGCCACCGCCCCUACUUCGCUGCCGGGGUUCCGGGAUCCUUUUACCGGCGACUGUUUCCGGCUAGAUCUAUUGAUGUUUUCUACUCUGCAUUUUCCUUGCACUGGCUCUCUCAGGUGCCCGAGAUGGUGUUAGACAAGAGAUCGACGGCGUACAACAAAGGAAGGGUUUUCAUCCACGGUGCAAAUGAGAGCACAGCAAAUGCUUAUAGGAAACAGUUCCAGGGAGAUUUAGCCAAGUUUCUAAGAUCAAGAUCGCAAGAGAUGAAGAGAGGUGGGUCCAUGUUCCUGGUCUGCUUAGGAAGAACCUCUGUGGACCCAACAGACCAAGGUGGGGCUGGCCUACUCUUUGGGACCCACUUUCAGGAUGCUUGGAAUGAUCUUGUCCAAGAGGGUCUUAUUGCUAGCGAGAAACGUGACAACUUUAAUAUUCCAGUGUAUGCACCAAGUAUACAAGACUUCAAGGAGGUAGUCGAAGCCGAUGGCUCAUUCGCCAUUAACAAGCUGGAGGUGUUCAAAGGUGGAAGCCCUCUUGUGGUUAACUGUCCAGAUGAUGCAAUCGAGGUUGGCCGAGCCCUAGCUAAUAGUUGCAGAGCCGUAAGUGGGGUCCUAGUCGAUGCACACAUAGGUGAUUGGCUUAGUGAGGAGCUAUUUUCAAGAGUUGAGAGUCGAGCUAGUAGUCAUGCAAAAGAACUAUUAGAGCAGCUACAGUUCUUUCACAUAGUUGCAUCUCUUUCUCUUGCUUAGCGAGGAAAGAAGGGCAAAAAGAGAAGGGUUCUUUCUGUUAUCCUGCUUUGAAAAAAUUGGUACAAACCAUCGAAAAGAGGAGAGAAAUCUUGUUUCUCACUCUUUUGUUUCUCUUUUGUGUGUUUUUGUGGGUUGUUAAUUAGUUAUUAUUGGAGCAAAUGACCCGGUGCAAUGGAAAAGUAAAAAUAUCACAGUAAUAUCA